This is a messenger RNA of Ceratosolen solmsi marchali, 961 nucleotides long. RefSeq names its product DNA-directed RNA polymerases I, II, and III subunit Rpb8 (gene Rpb8). The transcript is spliced from 4 exons. Gene Ontology annotation, cellular component: RNA polymerase III complex; RNA polymerase II, core complex; RNA polymerase I complex. The coding region runs from base 37 to 492 and encodes 151 amino acids. Gene Ontology annotation, biological process: DNA-templated transcription. NCBI's taxonomy places the organism in Eukaryota, Metazoa, Arthropoda, Insecta, Hymenoptera, Agaonidae. The record is from RefSeq and is a predicted model, not a curated record.
UAACGCUUGUUAGUUCAGUGGAAACUACUUGACAAAAUGGCAGGCGUUCUGUUUGAGGAUAUUUUUAACGUUAAAGAUAUUGAUCCAGAAGGAAAAAAAUUCGAUAGGGUAAUUCGAUUGCAUUGUGAGUCCGAGUCCUUUAAGAUGGAUCUCAUCUUAGAUAUCAACAGCUGGCUUUAUCCUUUAGAAUUAGGUGAUAAAUUUCGCUUAGUGCUUGCAACAACAUUACGUGAGGACGGAUACCCCGAUGGCGGCGAUUGGAACGCUGCUGAAAUGGAGGGUGGUUCUAGGGCGAAUUCUUUCGAAUAUGUGAUGUCUGGUAAAGUCUACCGAAUAGAGGGAGACGAGGCCAACAACGAACCUAGCAGCCGAUUAUCGGCCUAUGUAUCAUUCGGUGGACUGCUGAUGCGGCUGCAAGGUGACGCCAAUAAUCUUCACGGCUUUGAAAUCGACCAGCACAUGUAUCUUUUAAUGAAAAAACUCGCCUUCUAGGAGUUUCGGAAAAUUCAACAUAGCAGUGCACAAAUGGCCUCUCGAAAAUCAUUCGACACCUUUCAAGACGUUUUCUUUUCUCUUUUCUCCUUCCCAAUCAACUUCAUUAUUCCUUUUAUAACUCUCUUAUUUAUUGAACAGAUGAGAUAUCAACAUUUUUCUAAUAAUAAAAUAAAACAACAGAAUGCUUAUAAGAUACAGGUCAGAGUUCCUAAAGAAGGAAUAAGAAUUUAAAAACAAGAUAAAUAUAAAAGAUAAGGAUGAAUGAGAAACUCACGUUUUCAUUGAGUAACGAAUUUAAGUAUAAUUAUUGCGUAAUUAUUAAUUUAUAUAAUUUUGUAUUAUUGGAAUAAUAGAAUAUCCACCACCGAGUAUUUACCAAUCAUUUUUAACUUCCAUUUAUUCAAAACAGAAAAAAAUAUUUACAGAUAAACGAUUUACUUUGCGAAUUUGUGUUAAUUUCAUAUUU